AUGUGUUGUUAUGUUUUUGUGUUCCUGUCAGGCAUCUGGCCAGAUGGUGCUGAUGGUACAGAUAUCAACGCCGUGUGCAGGUCACAUGACGCCAAGCUCCUGGUCUCUGCCGACGAUUUUGGCAAAGUGCGCUUGUUCCCCAACCCCUGCUCACAGCCAAGGGCUCCAAGUCAUGUUUACAAAGGCCACAGCAGCCAUGUGACCAACGUUGCCUUUCUCCAUGACGACAGUCACCUGAUCUCUACCGGAGGGAAGGACAUGAGCAUCCUGCAGUGGUCGGUCGUCUAGGGAACUCUGCUGCACCUUCACUGGAGCCUCCUGUCCACUAGAGGGCAGGACUGCUGUGCCUAAAACUGUCUUUACCCUGCUCUCCUACUCCUUGCUGUCUGAGUGUACUGUACUGUACUGUGCUGAGUAGCCACUAGAUGGGGCUCUGGCAAAACAGAAAUAGCAUGUCAAGAAGAAUAUUUAAAGCUAUUUGAAGAGCUGUAGCUGCUACAUGUGCUGUUUGCAGAAGUCUAUAGCGAUAAAGAUAUAUAACCGAGUGGCUGUUGUAUUUUAAUAUUUAAAGUACUUAAUCUUGUUGUGGCACUAAGCACUUGAUGCGUAGAUAGAAGUAUGCUAAUGCUAGACUUGGCCUCUUUUGUUUUACUAAUAAAGUUUCUACUUGAGUUUGA
Anguilla anguilla (European eel) is the source of this 677-nucleotide messenger RNA. RefSeq names its product echinoderm microtubule-associated protein-like 2. The coding region runs from base 1 to 288 and encodes 95 amino acids. Lineage: Eukaryota; Metazoa; Chordata; Actinopteri; Anguilliformes; Anguillidae. Gene Ontology annotation, molecular function: microtubule binding. Gene Ontology annotation, biological process: microtubule cytoskeleton organization. The record is from RefSeq and is a predicted model, not a curated record. The transcript is spliced from 2 exons. Gene Ontology annotation, cellular component: mitotic spindle.